AUGCCCGAGGGGGAGAUAUGGUCUACUUCAGUCACCGCCAUCGAUCCUGAGCAUAUCAAGGCCAUGCCAGCCGUUCUUUUGUCCACUAUCGAACUGCUGGAGAUGGAACUGGCCAAUGCUAAAGCCGCGCUCCAGGAAAUCCAGCCCAGUGCUGCUCCUGUGUUCUCACGAAGAGAUGAACUCGCUCUAGGUGCGAUGACUGCUUAUCGCCAAAACCUCAUCGGCCGCGCCCCUGAUUUCUUUUACGGUGCUAGUCGGUUGACCUCAAAAGAAUUGGGGCUUGUGCCAGUGGUCGAGGAAGUGCUACCUGAUGAUGACGAGGACAGUGACGGGGCGGCCAAGGAAGACACUGCGAAAUCCCAACCCAUAACUACCGUACUGCGUAAGCCGGCUACUCUCACCGAUGUUUUGUCGAAUAAUGUGAUUCUCGACCAUAUCGCCCCUUAUUUAUCGACCCCAGCUUUGUUUGCCGUGGCCUCGACCUCGCGUGUUCUUAGAUCUUUGGUGAUAGACACGCCAUACGUUUUCCGGCAUCUUGAUCUGAGCCGAUGUCGCGGCGCCUGCUUUGCCAGUGAAUUACCAGAAAACCUUGAGAGUCAGGUCGCAGGGGAGGAUCAGCUGAGUGACGCACUUACAGCGGAUGGCUUCUAUGCGGCACCUUUACGAGGCAUCUUUGACCACCUCGAACGAAAAUCAAUCCUGCAAGAUGUGCGGACACUGAUCAUGGACGGGCUAUCUGUGCCGGCCGAAUUGAUUGCCGACAUCAUUCUGACAGAUCGUUUCAACAUCAAUAUUCUGUCGAUAAGGGAGUGCCGGCAUUUGAACGAGCGUAAGUUGAUGCAGGUGCUGAACUAUGCGGUCAGGCCUACACGCCCGAAAGGAACCCCGAGUUUGAAGGGGAUAUAUCAUUUUACACCCAUGGCACAAUCGCGUGGUGCCGUACGCAGUAACUACCGUGACUGGUGGAACUCAAGAUGCUCCAGCCAAGGAUCAAGCGAGCCUUCUACCUCUGGAGAAAGCCCAGUAUCACGUGGCGAGCCAACGAGAAGUGCAUGCAGUCAAAAUCCCUGGUACUACCCGUCAGGCAAGAUGUUCAAGCGGAAGAUAGACGAAGGGUGGGCAGAAACAAUCCAGAAGUGUGAGGGUAUCAUUGCCUUCGACGCUGUGCUGUGUCGGGGUCCGCAGCACAAUGUUGAAUUGCACAAUCCAAGCUUGCCGAAUGACGAGAGUCCCCAGCCAGAGAGUCGAAUGCUUGCGCCGGCAAUAGCUACUGUUGCACUUGGUCCCGGAGGAUGCGAUGGAUGCCAUUCAGUACCCGAGGGACCGGCGAUUUGGGGCGAAUCCCUCGAGGAGCGAUUUCCUCUGCUUGCGCCACCUCCAUUGCAUUCAUCCACAGUGGCAGCAGCGAGACACCCUGCGUUCAUUCCUGACAAGCAAGCUGCGUUGAUAGCCCGGUGUACAGAAUGCCUAACCGAUCGCUGGUGCCAUCGUUGUAAUAAAUGGUUCUGCACCAAUUGUUUGCCACAUCCAGAGCGCGUAAGAAGCAACCUCACUCCGCAUCAGACUGCUACCAGAGAACCCAGAGGGGACGGUUCGAAUAUAGGCGGGCCUGGUGUGAGCAAGGACUGCUGGGAAUGUGGCCCAACGUGUGCCAUGUGUAAGGCGGAGUGCCAACGGACAUGCAACACCUGCCAAGGAGUUUACUGUGUUGAGCACAAUGAAGGGUGCUCAUCGACCCUGUGCGAUUGGUGCAAUACCAGCACACGCCAUCGAGUGAGAGAAUUAUAUUGAUUUGAUUGUAACCUGGUGCUCUCGAUGGUUAACGUUAUACAU
Messenger RNA from Aspergillus aculeatinus CBS 121060, 1833 nucleotides. RefSeq lists its product as uncharacterized. The record is from RefSeq and is a predicted model, not a curated record. The transcript has 3 exons. Lineage: Eukaryota; Fungi; Ascomycota; Eurotiomycetes; Eurotiales; Aspergillaceae. The coding region runs from base 1 to 1791 and encodes 596 amino acids.